Messenger RNA from Gastrolobium bilobum, 1606 nucleotides. RefSeq names its product protein TIC 40, chloroplastic-like. Gene Ontology annotation, cellular component: chloroplast inner membrane; chloroplast thylakoid membrane. Gene Ontology annotation, biological process: chloroplast organization; protein import into chloroplast stroma. The transcript is spliced from 9 exons. NCBI's taxonomy places the organism in Eukaryota, Viridiplantae, Streptophyta, Magnoliopsida, Fabales, Fabaceae. The coding region runs from base 548 to 1471 and encodes 307 amino acids. The record is from RefSeq and is a predicted model, not a curated record.
AAAAGUGUUGAAACAGCACUAGCACCUAAAGGUGUUUUGCACUUGCAAGUUGCACCGGAGCUCCUUGAAGUGAAUAAAAAACAGGCAUAGCCUAUGACUAAGCCAGUGGUUGUUUGUUAAAAAAGCAAUAGUUGCUUGGACUAGCAAAGUAAAAAGAGGAAACUGAACCAGCCAGCAAACCAAAAGAAAAAGCAAAUCCCAUCCAAUUUCCUUGUUGAAAGCCACCAAAUUUGACCAAACUGCAAGAAGGACAUAAUGCAUGAAUGCCACAGGCACUAAAACGUGGAGUUUGUAGUACAAGUGAAAAAUACACCUAAUCUAAUAUUUUCAUUUUUUAUUAACAUGUGGUUUACAUUUGUUUCUCUAGAAAGUUCUAUUUCUAGAUCAUUCCAUACCAUACAUUUUUCAUUAACUCUCAAGUCUUUCUAGAAUAAUCUACGUAAGUUUUAAUCUUAGUCAGAGAAUUCUAUAAAUGUGCAGCAUAUUCUAAUACUGGGAAGCAUUUUGCUAGCUUUUCUUCUUCAAGUGCAGUUCAGGAGAGCUGACAAUGAAACAUUUUGCUUGCAUUUCUUCUUCAAGUAGUCAAGAAACAACAUCAGUUGGAGUUAACCCACAAUUAUCAUCACCACCUCCGUCUUCCACUAUAUGGUCACCUCUCUUAUGGGUUGGUGUUGUUGUUGGUGUUGGACUUUCUGCACUAUUUUCAUUGGUAGCUACAAGAUUAAAGAAAUAUGCAAUGCAACAAGCUCUCAAGACCUUCAUGGACCUGAUGCAUUCACAAAGUAACCAAUUUGACAGUGCUUCCUUUUCUCCUGGAUCUCCUUUUCCCUUUUUGAUGCCUUCAGCACCUUCCACAUCAAGUGUAUCUCAAUCUGCUGUCACAGUAGAUGUAUCUGCAACAAAAGUAGAAGCAGCCCAAGCUACCAAUGUCAAAGAUGAAGUGCAAAUAAAGAACGAGCAAAAAAAAAUUGAUUUUGUAGAUGUUUCUCCAGAACAACCUGUGCGGAAGAGUCCUUUUGAAAGCUUUAAAGAUGUUGAUGAAUCUAGUUCAUUCAAGGAAUCACGGGUUCCGGAGGAAGCAUCUCAAAACGGAGCUCCCUCUAUCCAAGGUUUUGGUGAUUCACCACCGGGUUCUCAAUCUACACAUCAAAUUGGGCCUUCUCCAGAAGAAGUCAUUUCAAAGAUUAUGGCCAAUCUUGCUAUGGCAUUUCAAAAUCCUAAAUUUCAAGCACCUAUCAUGAAUUGUUUACACAAUCCGCUGAAUAUUGCUAAAUAUCAAAAUGAUGAGGAGGUUUUCCAGUCACUUCACAUAUCACUGAUAAUAGCUGAUAAAGUGGUUGUCACAACCAACUCUUUCAACAACAAAGGCCAUGGCAACCAAAACUUCUCUAAUGCAGACAUCAACAGUGUUUCGGGCAACAGGGCGCGUGCGUGUGUCCGUCGUAUGCAUCCACGUUUUAAAUUAGAUUAAAAUUUAAUUUUAUAAUUAGAAAUCAAUCAAUUGAUUCGAUUGAUUAUUUUUUUAUUUUUAACAAUGUAGUUAAAUUGUCAACAUUUUGAAUUGUGUUCAGCUAUUGUACAAAAUAAUUACAACAUAUAAUUUAUG